Rhodamnia argentea is the source of this 1018-nucleotide messenger RNA. Its product is annotated as protein DMP7-like. Bases 344 to 934 code for a protein of 196 amino acids. NCBI's taxonomy places the organism in Eukaryota, Viridiplantae, Streptophyta, Magnoliopsida, Myrtales, Myrtaceae. Gene Ontology annotation, biological process: endomembrane system organization. The transcript has a single exon. The record is from RefSeq and is a predicted model, not a curated record.
AAGUCCUGAGAAAGAUUUUACUCAAGCAUGUUAUCUAUCGUAAAUGAAAGAUUGAUCAGGUUCCAUCCGAUUUAAUCCAUUAUCAAUCUUGCUUCACUUGCUGUCUUAUCCUGUUCCACAGGCUUGUCUUUGUCGAAGUGGUUUUCCUUUUGCCCUUUAUGCACAAGAAAGUGAAUGAUAAGCUUAUCCCAUCAUGCCGCAUUCAUCAAAUUGCUAUAGCUUUUGUGCAUCACAUGCAUCAUAUGUGAUGCUCUUCUUUGCGUAUAUAUAGGGUAACAUAGGAUGCAAGUUCUUCAAAUUAUAUCAAGAUACACAGGACUGAAAAAUUAUACCUAGACCAACUAUGCCAGAAGGCGAAGAUCAUUUGCUAUCCCUCCCAAAACAACGGAAAACCCGGACCCAGAAGGCCUUGAGAAAAUCCCUCAAAGGCACAGCGGCUCUCUCCAAUCUCCUCCCCACCGGCACGACCUUCGUCUUCUCGCUUCUCUCUCCGGUUUUCACUAACAAAGGCCAAUGCACCAGCACUCUCACCCACAUCCUCACCAUAUGCCUUCUCGCGGUCUCUGCGAUGGCAUGUUCCCUCUUAUGCUUCACUGACAGCAUCAGGGAUGAAAAAGGCAAGGUCCGGUAUGGAUUCGCCACGAGUAAAGGGCUGUGGGUGAUUGCUGCGUCGGUGAAGCUCUCACAUGCCGAUGCAGAGAAAUAUAAGUUGAAGGGGAGAGACUUUCGGCACGCGUUCAUGUCGGCGCUGGUCUUUGCGGUGGUUGCGUUCUGCGAUCAGAAUGUGAUCAAGUGCUUCUUCCCAGUGGAGUCGGAGCUGGCCAAGUGGCUCCUAGAGGUGGUGCCCUUGGCGGUCGGAGGUGUUUGUUCUGUUUUCUUUUUGCUGUAUCCAACGACGCGCCAUGGAAUUGGCUUUCCUCUUUCACGUGAGUAGUAGAACCAGUGACAAUGGAUGCCUCAUCGCGUGUGCAUGUCUUGUGCCUUACUCUCUGGUUCAUUUGUGAUCUAUGUAUCUCAU